AUUUACAUGCAAUUGACAUUUGACGUUUCAAUGUCAAGAAUGUUUGUAAUUUUUUUUUCUUUUAUAAACAAAACAAAUACAGAAUAAUUUCAUCAAUAAGUAAAUAAUUUAUGCAAUAAUUGAGUUUUCUUUUAGCAGAUUAAGUAUUUUUAUAAUAUUCAAGUUACUCAGAAAUAUGUUUACAAAUUAAAGCGGUUACAAGGGAAACCAUGGAUGCAACUCCAAGUUGUGUUUCCUUCUCCUUCCAGUUUCAACUUUUUUAUUACAAAACCAACCAACUCUAUUGACUCAUAGAAAGAACAGAUUCAGAUACGAAAGAGAACAAUUUCUACGCUUUAUUCCGUUGUAAACCAUGAUUUAAUACAGAAACAACUUGUUACACUUUCCAAUGAAAGUUUGUAAUACAACUGUCAAGCGACACAUGUGCUUCACAUAUAGUGGGAUAAAUUAUUUAAUUUAAUUAUUUAUAUAUAACAUUUAAUUUAUAUUCACUAUUCAAAAUGAUUGUCGACAGAGGUUUUAUAAAUGUACUAAUUUUAAGUACAGGAUUUAUGUUGGUAUUUUCGGCUUUUCAAACGAUGGGUACAAUAGAGCCCUCGGUUUUGGAAAGUAUUCACAAGGAAGAUCCAACGUUCACAGGAAAAGGAUAUACGAGUUUAGCGAUAAUUUAUGCAGUAUUUGCAUCCUGUAAUUGGUUAGCGCCAUCGUUUAUAUCAUUAACUGGACCAAGAACAACAAUUAUUACCGGUGCAUUUUGCUAUAUAUUUUUUAUAGCAACAUUCCUUUGGCCAUCAACAAAUCUUCUCUAUAUUGCAUCGGCACUUGUUGGUAUUGGUGCAGCAUUAAUAUGGACCGGUCAUGGUCAAUAUCUCACGGAAAAUAGCGAUGUUGAAACAAUGACACGUAAUGCUGGAUUAUUUUGGGCAAUUUUUCAACUCUCUUUAUUUGGCGGUAAUCUUUGUGCAUUUUUUGCCUUCACCGAAGUGGAAAUACAAGAAUCAAAAAGAAGAAUUGUCUUUCAAGUAUUGACAAGUCUUGCCGUGAUUGGUGGUGGUGUUUUAUUAUUAAUGAAAAGUCCACCGCAAAAUUUUGUUCUUGGCGAAGCUGAAGGUGUAUCAAGUGCCGAUAAAGAAUUACGAAUUCCAGAGAAACCAAAAGAAAAACCAUUAAUGGCUGCAUGGCAUGCAAUUAGAGAUGCAUUUGUAUUAUUUAUAACACCGCAAAUUUUAUUAUUGUCAUUGACAUUUAUUUAUACGGGACUUGAACUUACAUUUUUCUCAUCGGUUUAUUCGUCGAGUAUUGGAUUCACUGAGGGAAUGGGCGAAUCAAGAAAAAGAUAUAUUCCAUUAUCAGGUAUUUGCAUUGGAAUUGGAGAAGUUCUUGGUGGUGCAAUUUUUGGAAUUCUUGGGACAAAACGAACGAAAUCAUUGUCCGGUUGGCCAGUUGUUGGAGCGGGAUUUAUUAUGCAUUUAUUUGUUUUUCUUAUCACUUUACUAAAUUUGCCGAAUAAUGCUCCCUUUGAGGAUACAAAUGAUGUUGGAUUUAUAAAUCCCUCGCCAGCGCUUGCUCUGGUUGGAAGUUUUGUUCUUGGCUUUGGUGAUGCAUGUUUCAAUACUCAAAUUUAUUCACUUCUCGGUGUUCUCUAUUCAAAGGAAAGUGCUCCGGCAUUUGCACUUUUUAAAUUUUGUCAAUCAGUAGCAGCAGCCAUUAGCUUUUUCUACAGUACAUACAUUGGUUUACAUUUACAAUUAGUGAUUUUAUUCUUGACAGUGAUAUUGGGAACUGGAGCUUUUUGCAUUGUUGAUUUAAGGAAUAAAAGAGCCCAAAACGCUAUGCAAUCUGUGAUAGACACAACACAAUCGGAAGAAUCGUGUGUCAGUGAUUAAUAUAUUAUAUAUACUUUUCAUAAGAAAGUAAACAAAAUUUUAAAAACUAAAGCAAUAAUUCAAAAUAGUUUUCAAAUUAUUGAAAACAAAUAUGAUACUCGAUAUAUUGCUGUUAAUUAUCUCGAGAUUACAAGCAAGUUUUGUAUAUAAAAAGCAAUAUUUUUAAAGAAACGUUUUUUUUUUUAUAUAAAUAAGUAAAUGGAAUAUAAUUUCCAUUUAAAAUUUAAUUAUUUGAGUUUAAAGAUAAUUAUAUUAUUAUGCAUUUAAAUUUAAUAUAAUGUCCAUCAUCGUAAAUAUUCGAAUCAAAAUAAUUUCAUUUUUUUUUUUUAAUUUUUUUAACUCGUGAAAUACAUUCCUUAGGUUCUUUUCAUGAAUUAAAAAAAAAUAUAACGUAAAGUAAAAGUAGUUAACACUAGGAAUGAUAUUUCUGCAUUUUCAUGUAUAUAUUUUCUUUGACUGCUCAUUGUAAAAACAAAAAUUUUUACUUCGUAGUUAGUAAAUGUAACUUUGUAAUUUAAAAUGUAAUUAAUGAGUAGAUGCACAAUUUUUAAAGUUAAAAAAACUUUAUUGCAUUUAUCAAGUUUUAUUUAAUAAUGUCACUGAUGCACGAAAUUUUCCAUUUUAGUUGUAUUCAACUUGCAAUAUUUUUAACUAAUUAAUUAGCAAUUGAAUCGUCACUAAUUAGUAAUUGAAUCUUUACUAAUUAAUUAGUUAUUUAAAAGAUGCCAAAAGUAUAACAAAAAAAAAAAUAAAACUUCCAAUAUAAAUAAAGAAGUAAACAGCAAUGCGAAAUUGUAUAUAUAUAUAUAAAUGAAGAAUUAUUUUGAUUGUAUUUUUAAAAAAAUAACGCAAAAAUUGUAAAAUUUUAAUGAUAUUACAAUAAUUGUA
Messenger RNA from Leptopilina boulardi, 2774 nucleotides. RefSeq names its product UNC93-like protein MFSD11. The record is from RefSeq and is a predicted model, not a curated record. The transcript is spliced from 3 exons. NCBI's taxonomy places the organism in Eukaryota, Metazoa, Arthropoda, Insecta, Hymenoptera, Figitidae. Bases 501 to 1886 code for a protein of 461 amino acids.